Molecule: messenger RNA, 980 nt
Organism: Sitodiplosis mosellana (orange wheat blossom midge)
Lineage: Eukaryota; Metazoa; Arthropoda; Insecta; Diptera; Cecidomyiidae
Exons: 4
Coding region: 70-789 (239 amino acids)
Source: RefSeq, a predicted model, not a curated record
CGGAGCGCAUCCGAAUCGGUUUUUAAUUCAAAUCAGUCCAAUUUAUAGUGUUGUUUGAACAGGAAAAAAAUGUUGUUACGAAUAUCAUUUGUGGUCGCGAUGGUAUGCGUGUGGUGCGUCAUAGGUGAAACUAUGCCAAAAGUGAUUAGUAAUCGUUUGAACAAGAAUGAAACGAUGAAGUCACAAGCCAAAGUGGACGUAAACAUAGCAGCAAGAGAACGUUCACCACGGCAACUGGAUCCAAAUGAUUGGGUACCAUUUCAACCACCAAUUCCAGCUGUUUGGAAUCCACGUCCUCGUUCACCGCUGUACACAUGGUUUGGAGCACCUUUUCCAUUCGAUGGUACGGGUGCAUUAAUUCGUGUACGUCCACCAGGCGCUUAUAUACCACCCGAAGAGAUUGGCCAUCAUCAUGAUUAUCAUCAUGAUUAUCAUCACGACAAGCAUCACGACAAGCAUCACGAUUACCAUCACCAUAAACCAUUGUAUCAUCACAGACCAGUGCCACCACCACCACCGCCACCACUUCAAUCGCCACUCUUGCCAGGUCUUCAAGGAACGAGUUUGUACAUCGCACAAACUCCAGGCUCCAUUCACAUCGCCCCAUUGUUGGGUUAUGCUGAGUCAGUUAUCGCAUCGAAUUUGCAGGCCGCCCCUGGCAUUGCGACAGGACCUUUUCCAGCCGGCACAGUCGGUUCAAUCGCGAUCGAUGGACCAGUUCCCGCAGGGCCAAUACCAGCACCACCAUUACCAGCGCCCAUCCCGCCGCCUCUAGCCAGAACAUGGUAAAACGCACACGCACACAACGCUUUGCGAAGAGGAUGCUUGAAAUCACCUGAUGAAUAAUCGCUACCAGAAAAUAUUCAGAGAGGGAGAUUGAUAUGCCACAAACAAAAAAAAAAAAAUAAUAAUUUGUGUGUUGUGGCCAAUGACAAGAUUUUCUUUAAAUAAAACAAUAUUCAUUUGAUUGCGACAUAGCG